GCAAGCUGGUUUCUUUCCCCAUCGGCAUCUACAAGGUCCUGCGCAAUGUCACUGACCAGAUCCACCUCAUCACGCUGGCCAACAACGAGCUCAAGUCCCUCACCAGCAAGUUCAUGACCACAUUCUGUCAGCUUCAAGCCCUCAUAGCGCCCGAUAUUUGAGAAGGCUAAGAAAACUGAGACCUAGGUUCGCUUGCUCGGACCCAGCCCUGGAUCCCGCCCCAGACUGGGACGCAGCUUCACCAUGGAGGAGGCAGACCGAAUCCUCAUCCAUUCCCUGCGCCAGGCCGGCGCGGCAGUUCCUCCGGAAGUGCAGACCCUGCGAGCCUUCACUACUGAGCUAGUUGUCGAAGCCGUUGUCUGCUGCCUGCGUGUGAUCAAUCCUGCUGUGGGCUCUGGCCUCAGCCCCCUGCUGCCUCUCGCCAUGUCUGCCCGUUUCCACCUGGCCAUGAGCCUGGCUCAGGCCUGCAUGGACCUGGGCUAUCCUCUGGAGCUUGGCUAUCAGAACUUCCUCUACCCCAGUGAGCCUGACCUCCGGGACCUGCUUCUCUUCUUGGCUGAGCAUCUACCUGCCGAUGCCUGUGAGGACGCAGACCAGCCUGCAGGUGACUCAGCGAUUCUUCUCCGGGCCAUCGGGAGCCACAUUCGGGACCAGCUGGCCCUGCCCUGGGUUCCACCCCUUCUUCGCACUCCUAAGCUGCAGCACCUCCAGGGCUCGGCCCCCCAGAAUCCUUUCCAUGCCAGGACGCUGGUCGUGCCUGAAUUGAGUUCCACAGGAGGGCCCCGGGAGUUCCAGGCAAGUUCCCUGCUACUACCAGCCCCCACGCAGGUGCCUCAGCCUGCUGGGAGGGUGGCCUCGCUCCUCGAAUGCCAUGCCAUCCAGCUAUGCCAGCACACAGCCCGGGACCACCCUGGGGACAAGGCCUGGGUCCACCGGGCAUCCUGCCUCCCCGCACAGGAUAGGCGGGCUCAGCUGCAGCGGCUGCAGAAGCACCUGACUGAGCAUCUGCGUCAGACCUGGGGCCAGCUGGGGACCCCCCAGCAAACCCAGGACGUGGGAGAGCUGCUGCAGGCCUGGGGUGCUGGGACCACAGCUGGUGCUCCCAAGGGCUCCCGCUUCACACAUUCAGAGAAGUUCACCUUCCAUCUGGAGCCCGAGGCCCAGGCAGCCCAGGUGUCAGCUGUGCCAGCCACCUCCCGGUGGCCUGAACCAGACACGUGGGCAGCUCAAGAGCAGGAGCUGGAGGCUCUCCGGGAGCUGCUAAAUGGAGUGAACUUUAAGAUUGAAGAGGUUGCAGCCAACAUGAAGACGCUGGGAAUCGGCCUUGUGCAGAUGGAGACCCGGUGUCGGCAGACGGAGCUCAGCACAGCGGAGAGGGAGCAGGCCCUGCACCUGAAGUGCUGGGCGGUGCAGCUGCUGCCAGACGGGGCUGCCAACCUUGCCAAGCUACAGCUCGUGGUAGAGAGUAGUGCCCAGCGGGUCGUCCACUUGGCGGGCCAGUGGGAAAAGCACCGGGCCCCGCUCCUUGCUGAGUACCGCCACCUCCGAAAGCUCCAGGCUUGCAGAGAGCUGGAAUCUUCUCGGCGGCUGGCAGAGAUCCAGGAGCUGCACCGGAGAGUUCGGGCUGCCGCUGAGGAGGCCCGCAGGGAGGAGGGGAUCUAUAAGCAGCUGGUGUCCGAGCAGGAGAGCCUGCCCAGAGACGUGUCCCGGCCGGCCUAUACCCAGCGCAUCCUGGAGAUUGUGGGUAACGUCCGGAAGCAGAAGGAAGAGAUCACUAAGAUCUUGUCUGGCACAAAGCAGCUUCAGAAGGAAAUCGACUCCCUGUCUGGGAAGCUGGACCGGACAUUUGCGGUGACUGAUGAGCUGGUGUUCAAGGGUGCCAAGAAGGAUGGUGCUGUGCGGAAGGCCUACAAGUACCUGGCUGCCUUGCAUGAGAAUUGCAGCCAGCUCCUCCAGACCAUCGAGGACCUGGGCACCCUCCUGCGGGAGGUCCGAGACCUGGAGGAGCAGAUCGAGACUGAGAUGGGCAAGAAGACCCUCGGCAACUUGGAGAAGAUCCAAGAGGACUUCCGGGCCCUUCGCCAGGAGAACGCUGGCCUCCAUGGGCAGGUCCAUGAGACCUGAGGGGCCCCCGCAGAGGUCUCCCCCACCCCCGGCCUCAGCAGAGAUUUGGAGUGUUGGAGGCGAUGGCCAAGCACUGGCCCUCACUGUUCCCUGUGCUUGCUGUCCAGUCCCUCCUGCUGGGGUGGCUCCUGUCCACCUGACCCCAAUCCUUACCUGGGGUGAGCGGCCAGAGACUGGGAGCUUGGCUGAAGUUUACUGGGGACAGUACUGGGGCUGGGGCCUUGGAUCCCCAAAAAAUGAGGGACUCUGUCAAAAAGAAAGAAAACUGAGACCUCGACCUGGUCCUCGAGGAGCUCCUGGUCUCAGAGGCGUCGGGUGUGUAAGCAGACAACACCUUAUUGGGUGAGGGGUGGCGCAGCCGACGGUUGCUCAGUCCCAUGUUCUUCCCCCACUUCCUGCUUUGCUCCUGCCCACUGCGUUACUUUUCUCUAGCUGCUGGCACUUAGUAGAUGGAAGGGGAGAGAAGGGGUACAGUCCCGGGAAAGCGCGGCGGACAGUGAAGCUUUGCCGCAGGCCAUUGGGCUCUGACACCUUGAUUUUAGUCUGGGACCAGGCAGAUCUGCUCUGAGGGGUUCCCUCAGCACGGCCCGCCACUGAGAUAGCAGGUCUGGGAGAGUCCAUCUCACUGAGUUAUCCACAGGGCAGCUCCCAGUUCCCGACGACCAAGAGUCCCUACCUGAUGCCGAGGUGGUGAUCGGCUGUGACCUUCUGCAUCGGUUUUUGCUGUUGGCCCACAAGGGCAUCUGGGGUUACCUGGCUGACCUCAGUGGGGAAAAGGCCAAGCUGUUCGUGACCCCUGCAUGUGUGCUUGCAGACAGUGGUUCAGCCCUCCCCAGCAGAGAGCUAAAGGAACCCAAGUGCCAUGGCCUUCAGCUUACUUUGUAUAGAAUCCAGAAAUAGGACUACCAAGGCCAGCGGGCGAGAGCAUUUUAAGAGAGCAUGGUAUACACCAUGACGUCAUCGAGCACUGACCUGACCCUGAGCCCGGGGCCCACCAGGUGCAGAGCAGCCUUGUCUGUGGUCAGGCUGAACCAGGCCCCACAAGAUGAGAGGCUGGGUCGUUUGGUGUGUAAAGCACAGACACCGAGUUCGAGUCCAGUUCUGGAGUGUGACGUCUCCCACAUCCUCUGUAGAUUCGUGCUCCGUGCUGAUCUUGGCUCUCUGACCCUCGGCUGCAGUUAGGUGCAGCCUUUGGGGAGCCCCAGCAGGAGAGCAGAGGGA
Myotis daubentonii (Daubenton's bat) is the source of this 3345-nucleotide messenger RNA. RefSeq names its product coiled-coil domain-containing protein 22-like. Bases 244 to 2124 code for a protein of 626 amino acids. Lineage: Eukaryota; Metazoa; Chordata; Mammalia; Chiroptera; Vespertilionidae. The transcript is spliced from 2 exons. The record is from RefSeq and is a predicted model, not a curated record.